ACCAUCAUCAAAUGUACCUCCACGCUGGGCCACAAUUACUUCUAGGUACGGUUCGGCAACGGUAUUGGCCACUAGGUGGCAGAAACCUGGCGAGAAAGGUCGUCCACCAAUGUCAGCGAUGCUUUCGUGCAAAACCGUCCGCAAUGCAGCAACAAAUGGGUGAAUUACCGGCAGCUAGAGUCACCGUUUCGCGUCCUUUCUCGAAAGCUGGUGUCGAUUUCUUCGGGCCUGUGUAUCUGCGAGCUGGUCGUGGACGGACACCGACAAAGGCAUACGUCGCAAUCUUCGUGUGCAUGGCCACGAAGGCCGUGCAUAUGGAACUAGUCUCAGACCUGUCUACGGAGCGGUUUCUACAGGCGUUGAGACGUUUCUUUGCGCGCCGGGGGCGCUGCACCGAUAUUUACUCGGAUAACGGGACGAAUUUUGUGGGAGCAAGAAAUCAAAUCCGAGAGCUGUUCGAUUUGCUGAAAGAGAAGACACAUCGUGAAACUGUCGCAAAGGAAUGUGUAAACGAAGGCAUAUACUGGCACUUCAACCCUCCAAGUGCCCCACAUUUCGGGGGUUUGUGGGAGGCAGCAGUUCGAUCAGCGAAGUUCCAUCUACUACGAGUGGUCGGUAGCAAUCCUGUGCAUCAAGAGGAUUUCGUCACCUUGCUGACACAAGUGGAGGCCUGUAUGAAUUCUAGGCCAAUGACGUCACUCUCAGAUGAUCCUCUAGACUUGGAGCCGUUGACGCCGGCACACUUUCUGGUUGGAGGAUCUCUGUUAUCCAUGCCUGAUCCUGAUCUCAGCGACGUCCAGCUUAAUCGUUUGACACGAUUCCAACUUGUACAGCGGCAGCUUCAGGAUUUCUGGAGACGCUGGCGACGCGAAUAUUUGUCCCAGCUUCAGGCCCGAUCAAAACAUUGGCAACCAGCAGUUGAUGUUCAAGUUGGAAGAUUGGUUGUAGUAGGUGAGUCGAAUCAGCCACCUACACAGUGGAAGAUGGGUCGGAUUCAGGAGAUGCACCCGGGCGAAGAUGGAGUCACUCGAGUGGUUACAGUGCGAACAUCUACUGGCAGUUUAAAACGACCGUUGGUCAAGCUCUGUUUGUUACCAAUGCAGGAUCAGGAUAAAUAAGGUUGAUUUCGUAGAUUCCGUCCAGUGCAUCGAGAGGAGGUUUCUUUAUUUUCAGAAGUUUCCCGGCAACUUCAGGGUGGGUGAGGAUGUCUACGAACGACACCGUACGGACGCAGCCAACGGCUGGACAUACUCGCCGCGUUCAGGCAAUCCGAAGUCGUAUUUGCGCUACUCUUUCUGCUGCUGCCGUAGUAGUGAACCGCUUCACAUGGACGUGGACAACGGUACGGUCCACUACCACAACGGAGUGGAUGGUCAUCGACGGUCAGCGAGAGCAGAGAGGAUUUGAGUAGUUUAGUUGACAUAGAUCCGUCGUCGCGAACAGCCGCAAGGGGCGAACCCUUGCCCGUCUUUGAUUGUAGAAUUAAGUAAUAAAUGUUUAGCUGUAGUGAAUAAAUGUUAUGUCGUUUUAAUGUAAUAAAUAGUGUUUUUGUGAACUUGGUGUUGUUACUGCAUGCGAGGAAGAAGAUCUACCGAUGACCAAGGACUGAGGAACGAAGGAUACGGGCCAGGAUAACGAAGGGAACACGGAUCUGUACGACUGGAUAGGAUCAAGAAAUUUGGAGCAAAAUGCAGAGCACCGAAACAGUUUCCUAGAUCUGGCGGACCCUCAAGAGGAACAGCAAAAGCAACCCCUGCUGGAAGCAACCACCGACGGAAUUCCGUUCAUCGAUGUUUGCGAUACUGAUGCCGUGGAAGUUCCAAAAACGCCGAUGGCACCUGACAAAGAUAAAGAGAAGGAAAAAGAAGCCAACGGUGAUUCCAAUCCCACCGGAAAUUCACUAGCAGUCCCAUUCGAUCGCUCUACGGCACUGCGCAAGUCCUGGGAAGGCUUCAAAGAUAUCAUGGGCUCGGCCCGAAGAACCAAAGAGCUUCAGAAGGAAACGGAAAAGAUCCAACUGUCGGCCGAUUCUAGUCUCGACGUAGUGAUGAAGGAAAUCCUCCGCCAGAAACAGAUACGAACUUCUGCCUGGGUGGAUACCAACAAAGGUCGCGGCCACCAGAUUACGUUUUCCAUAGAGUCUGGUCCCCGGUGCGACGAUGUGAUAUAUCUGCUGUGUUCCUGGGGCAUCGGUGAACGGUACGGUUCAACGAUUUCCAUCGCUUCGUGUACGCUGUUCACCGAACAACUCCAGGAUGAGGAGGAUGAAAAACAGGCCAACAACAAAGCCAGCGCCUGGAACAGUUUUCUCACCUCGGCUCGUGCGCAACUCAACGUGGCAUCGAUCGUCGACAGCGUCAAGAACGGGGCAGUAAUCACGUUUGAUUAUGUUACCAUGCUGAUUACGGCUGCUAUCAUUGCUGCAUUUGGUCUGAUCGAAGAUAGCAGCGUGAAUCUGAUUGCCAGUAUGCUGGUGUCGCCGUUGAUGGGUCCAAUCCUGGCGGCAGUGUUCGGAACUGUUAUCAAAGAUAGGAGCCUGCAAAUGCUGGGAAUUCGAAACGAAACAAUUGCCAUCGGGCUCGUUUUGUUGAGUGGAUUCUUCUUCGGUCUGAUCAUCAGCAGUACGGACGAAAAGUGGGGCCUCGGCGAGGGCGUAACGGCCGAAAUGCUUGCCCGUUGUCAGACUCAUUCGCUCAAGCUGGGUAUAGCCAUUGCGUUGCCAUCGGGGGCUGCCGUAGCCGUGGCCAUUCUCGCCGAAAACGGUGGCGGACUGGUGGGUGUAGCCAUUUCGGCUUCCCUGCUGCCGCCUUCGGUUAAUGCUGGUAUUCUGUGGUCACUUUCGCUGUUGAGCUCGAUCUACGGAAAGGCACCGGACCAACGUUAUGCUACCGUGACACAAACGAACCUCUACUCGGACACUCAAUCAGUAGAGCUAUUCUGUCUUGGUUGUAUGAGCUUCUGUCUUACUCUGGUGAACGUGUGCUGCAUUUACAUCAUGGGCAUCUUUAUUCUUUGGAUCAAAGAAGUGGCUCCGAUUAUUCCGAAGGAUCAGAAACAAUUCUGGAACCACGACAUCAAGAUUGCCCGGGACUACAAUAAAACGAUGCACACCAUGGACGGAAUGACGAUGAAUAGGCAAUUGCUUCAGGAGCUGUCUCAUUUCCGUCCGCACGGCGAAACCGAUAAGCAGGGCUCCGAACGGUGGCUUAACACCAUUGGUCGCGCUGGUCAGAAUACCUGGUCCCCGAGACACAUGCACAAUACGCGGGAACAUCGGCCCACGAUCCAGGAGCUAGAAGCCCUCUAUCUUAGUCUGUCCGCAAACACUGCAGACAACACGAGCCACUAUCCCGGUCACCACACGGCUCACCAAUUCAUGAAAAUCCCAUCGUCAUACCUACGUUCAUCAAAGCCAUGGUCUCCGCCCAAGUUCUCCUCUGCAGAAGGGGAGCCUCUGUCACCGGGAGGGCAUACAACCCGUACCAAACCCAUGGAUAUUGGGUUCCGACGGCACCAUCGGUUCUCCGACUCGUUCCGAGCCAGUUCGGCACCGCUGUCGAAAAUUCUGGAAAAUGUUGCAUCCGCAGCCCACGGGGGAGCCGGCGAGGGCCCGUCCAAUCGGCACAGUCAGAAGCACAAGAACAAAUUCACCGUCACCCCGGCAGUCGAUCCCAUCCACAAGUGAUGCGGAAUGCUCAAAUGCGAAUCUUAAACAGCAAGACUCGUCCUCGCGUUGUAAAAAUAUAUCGGUAUAGUAUUUUACUCACUGUUUACUGUUUUUUUUUUGUAUUAGUUCAUGAAGAUGUGUUUCGUUAGAAUCAAUAAGUUUGAAGCCGAAAUGAAAGCAACUAAUUAAAUUAAUUGUCAUGCUUUCCGAAUAAAGUACAAGUUAGCGAAAAUA
This is a messenger RNA of Aedes albopictus (Asian tiger mosquito), 3901 nucleotides long. RefSeq lists its product as uncharacterized. The record is from RefSeq and is a predicted model, not a curated record. NCBI's taxonomy places the organism in Eukaryota, Metazoa, Arthropoda, Insecta, Diptera, Culicidae. The coding region runs from base 1832 to 3685 and encodes 617 amino acids. The transcript is spliced from 11 exons.